AAUUCUUUGACUUGUGACUGAUUUCCAAAGCAGAAGAUCAGUAGAAAAACAAUUGGACCUAUAGCCCAAGCCCAUUUUCAGGUCCAUUAUCGUUAAGAUUCCUUUUUUUUCCCUAUAAAUUUGGAAAUUCGAAAUCGAUUCAAAUCUACUCUGUUUGUUUUUCCAUAAAAAUCUGGAAAACCAAAAGCUUGUUCAUCACUUUUCCUGCUUACGCCUUCCAUUAGUUGGCCGAUACACAUGAUGCCAAAUACAUCAAUGGCGACUUCUCUCUGUUUUUUAGUUAUAUCAAACUCCCACCCAACCUGGAGAAAAAAAAAUGGUGUCUAUAAACACAUCCCCUUACGAUUUCUUCUUCUCUUCAUCUCUCUCUCUCUCAGUGUCUAUAUAUACGCACACAAAUCCAGCUUAAGUUUCUCACCAGUAUCAUCAGCAAAUAUCGUCCAUGGACGCUAAUGGAGGACCCGUACAGAUCCGGUCCCAACACUACGUCAAGCUUGGUUAUCACUAUCUGCUCACUCACUUUUUGAAGCUUUUAUUGAUCCCUUUCAUGGCGGUUUUGUUCAUGAAUGUCUCCUUAUUAAGCCUAAACCAGCUCCAGCUCCAUUACAAUUCCACCGGAUUCAUCUUCAUCAUCGCCUUCGCUAUAUUAGGGUCCAUUGUCUUCUUCAUGUCUCGACCUAGAUCCAUUUACCUCCUUGAUUACUCCUGCUACCUCCCGCCGUCGAAUCAAAAAGUUAGCUACCAGACAUUCAUGAAUAAUUCUAGCUUGAUUCAAGAUUUCAGCGAAUCUUCUCUUGAGUUCCAGAGGAAGAUCUUGAUUCGGUCCGGUCUCGGUGAAGAGACUUAUUUACCGGAGUCUAUUCACUGUAUUCCUCCGCGUCCGACUAUGGCUGCGGCGCGUGAAGAAGCAGAGCAGGUAAUCUUCGGUGCACUCGACAGUCUCUUCGAGAAUACCAAAAUCAAUCCUAGGGAGAUUGGUGUUCUUGUUGUGAAUUGUAGUUUGUUUAACCCUACGCCUUCUUUAUCCGCCAUGAUUGUUAACAAGUAUAAGCUUAGAGUGAACAUCAAGAGCUUUAACCUUGGAGGAAUGGGAUGUAGUGCUGGUGUUAUCGCUAUUGAUCUCGCCAGUGACAUGUUACAAAUCCAUAGGAACACUUUUGCUCUUGUGGUUAGUACUGAGAACAUCACUCAGAACUGGUAUUUUGGUAACAACAAAGCAAUGUUGAUCCCUAAUUGCUUGUUUAGAGUUGGUGGAUCCGCGGUUCUGCUUUCGAACAAGCCUUUGGAUCGAAAACGAUCCAAGUAUAAGCUUGUUCAUACGGUGAGGACUCAUAAAGGAUCUGAUGAGAAAGCAUUUAAGUGUGUGUACCAAGAACAAGAUGAGUGUUUGAAAACCGGAGUUUCUUUGUCUAAAGAUCUUAUGGCUAUAGCCGGAGAAGCUUUAAAGACGAAUAUCACUACGUUGGGUCCUCUGGUUCUUCCUAUAAGCGAGCAGAUUCUGUUCUUUGCGGCUUUUGUUGCUAAGAGAUUUUUCAAUGUCAAGGAGAAGAAGCCUUACAUACCGGAUUUCAAGCUUGCAUUUGAUCAUUUCUGUAUUCACGCGGGAGGUAGAGCCGUGAUCGAUGAGCUAGAGAAGAAUUUAAAGCUUUCGCCAAAACAUGUCGAGGCGUCUAGAAUGACAUUGCAUAGAUUUGGAAACACUUCCUCUAGCUCUAUAUGGUAUGAAUUGGCGUACACGGAAGCUAAAGGAAGAAUGAGGAAAGGGAACAGGGUUUGGCAGAUUGCUUUUGGAAGCGGGUUUAAGUGUAACAGCGCAGUUUGGGUGGCUCUUCGCGAUGUCAAGCCCUCGGUUAACAAUCCUUGGGAACAUUGCAUCCAUAGAUAUCCGGUUAAGAUCGAUCUUUGAACUCAUCAGAACGGGUAGAUUUGGUCUGCAAACAUGGUUAAUCCUCCAUUUAGCAGAAGACUUUCUCUUAUAUUUCUACUAAUGGGUAAAGAAAUCAGUUGAGCUUUGUUACUCAAUUGGGUAAUGUAUGUAUAAGUGUUGUACAUAAAUGUAGCAUAUAAAUUACCUAGAAUGGUUUUUAAAUUGCAGAUGAAAGAUCCAUGCCAUGAGAUAUUAAAACAGAGAGAACUGCAAAAUACAAAGGUCACUUGCUGGAUGAGGCGAUGGUAGAGAUUGCUCUUUAUCCUCUUAGGUUUAAAUCAAUAAAAAUUCUGUAUCCAUAUAAUUUGAUAUGCAUUAGCAAGUGAUCUAGGGUGUGAUUGUAAAUUUAGAGUCUCUUAAGAUUCAA
Messenger RNA from Arabidopsis lyrata subsp. lyrata, 2294 nucleotides. Its product is annotated as 3-ketoacyl-CoA synthase 17. Gene Ontology annotation, molecular function: acyltransferase activity, transferring groups other than amino-acyl groups. The record is from RefSeq and is a predicted model, not a curated record. The transcript has a single exon. Bases 443 to 1906 code for a protein of 487 amino acids. Gene Ontology annotation, biological process: fatty acid biosynthetic process. Gene Ontology annotation, cellular component: membrane. Lineage: Eukaryota; Viridiplantae; Streptophyta; Magnoliopsida; Brassicales; Brassicaceae.